UCGCGCAGGCGCAGUGACUGGGCGCGGGUCGCGCGCGCGCGGCUGGACGCAGGCUGCGCGAUGGUGCUGUCCGCCGCGGACAGGGCGGCAGUGCGCGCACUGUGGAAGAAGCUGGGGAGCAACGUCGGGAUCUACGCGACCGAGGCCCUGGAGAGGACCUUCGCGUCCUUCCCCACCACCAAGACCUACUUCCCGCACUUCGACCUGAGCCCCGGCUCCGCCCAGGUCAAGGCCCACGGCAAGAAGGUGGCCGACGCGCUGACCACCGCCGUGGGGCACCUGGACGACCUGCCAGGCGCCCUGUCCGCUCUGAGCGACCUGCACGCGCACGAGCUGCGAGUGGACCCGGUCAACUUCAAGUUCCUGGGCCACUGCCUGCUGGUGACCCUCGCCCGGCACUACCCCGGAGACUUCGGCCCCGCCAUGCACGCCUCGCUGGACAAGUUUCUGAGCCACGUGAUCUCGGCGCUGGCCUCCAGCUACGGCUAGAGUCGGGGAGGCGCGUCGCGGGACCCCCAGCAGCCCCUCCCUCGAGUUCUAGAGUUCGAGUAAAGUCCCCGCGAGAA
Molecule: messenger RNA, 566 nt
Organism: Ailuropoda melanoleuca (giant panda)
Lineage: Eukaryota; Metazoa; Chordata; Mammalia; Carnivora; Ursidae
Gene: HBQ1
Product: hemoglobin subunit theta 1
Exons: 3
Coding region: 61-489 (142 amino acids)
Biological process (GO): oxygen transport; hydrogen peroxide catabolic process
Cellular component (GO): hemoglobin complex; haptoglobin-hemoglobin complex; blood microparticle
Molecular function (GO): haptoglobin binding; oxygen carrier activity; iron ion binding
Source: RefSeq, a predicted model, not a curated record